Chrysochloris asiatica (Cape golden mole) is the source of this 621-nucleotide messenger RNA. It is a transcript of the gene NUDT4, whose product is annotated as nudix (nucleoside diphosphate linked moiety X)-type motif 4. Gene Ontology annotation, molecular function: endopolyphosphatase activity; diphosphoinositol-polyphosphate diphosphatase activity; bis(5'-adenosyl)-pentaphosphatase activity. Gene Ontology annotation, biological process: adenosine 5'-(hexahydrogen pentaphosphate) catabolic process; diadenosine hexaphosphate catabolic process; diphosphoinositol polyphosphate metabolic process. The coding region runs from base 79 to 621 and encodes 180 amino acids. The transcript has 5 exons. Lineage: Eukaryota; Metazoa; Chordata; Mammalia; Afrosoricida; Chrysochloridae. The record is from RefSeq and is a predicted model, not a curated record. Gene Ontology annotation, cellular component: nucleus; cytoplasm.
GCACUCCUCGGCGGGUUGGCGGCGGCCGGGCCCCCGCGGCGACGGCCGGAGCAGCAGCGACAAGAAGAGCCCGUCUCUAUGAUGAAGUUCAAGCCGAACCAGACGCGGACCUAUGACCGCGAGGGCUUCAAGAAGCGGGCGGCGUGCCUGUGCUUCCGGAGCGAGCUGGAGGACGAGGUGCUGCUAGUGAGUAGUAGUCGGUAUCCGGACCAGUGGAUUGUCCCCGGAGGCGGAAUGGAGCCUGAGGAAGAACCGGGAGGCGCUGCUGAGAGGGAAGUUUAUGAAGAGGCUGGUGUCAAAGGAAAACUAGGGAGACUCCUGGGCAUAUUUGAGAACCAAGACCGAAAGCACAGAACAUAUGUUUAUGUUCUUACUGUCACAGAAAUAUUAGAAGAUUGGGAAGAUUCUGUUAAUAUAGGAAGGAAGAGAGAAUGGUUUAAAGUAGAAGAUGCCAUCAAAGUUCUCCAAUGUCAUAAACCCGUCCAUGCAGAGUAUCUGGAAAAACUAAAGCUGGGCUGUUCCCCAACCAAUGGAAAUUCCACAGUCCCUUCCCUUGCAGACAAUAAUGCCUUGUUUGUAACUGCUGCACAGACCUCUGGGUUACCAUCUAGUAUAAGAUAA